Molecule: messenger RNA, 620 nt
Organism: Macadamia integrifolia
Lineage: Eukaryota; Viridiplantae; Streptophyta; Magnoliopsida; Proteales; Proteaceae
Exons: 4
Coding region: 1-411 (136 amino acids)
Source: RefSeq, a predicted model, not a curated record
AUGGUAUACAACAACAACAACAACAAGAGGCUGCAGCCUAAAGAACCAGAGGAAGGACUAGGUCAUGGGACAGACACUCUGAUAAGUGGAACCCAAGAAAGCAUAAACAAAUUUCUUUAUGAUUCAUGUGAAUAUAUUAUUUGCUUAUGUUUUUCUCUCAAUUUUUUUUUCACAUACGAUUUUCAGGUUUCAAAUAUCAACCUUUGCAACAAAGCUUGGUGUAAAAAAUAUUGCAUUUCUUGGGUCUGGUCUUUUGCUGGUGAAUUAUUUCGGUGCUAUAUUGGCAGCAGUUUACAUGCCUCAGGCAUUCAGGCGCAAUUUAAUGAUUCCUACUCAUGCCAUCUUAGCGCUGGGUUUGCUUUUCCAGGCAUGGUUAUUAGAACAAGCAAAUUAUACCAAGGUAAUGGGUGAUUUAGUUUAAAAAAAUAUUAGAUAGUUGCUUUUCAUUAAGAUUGGUUUACUAUCUUCUUCUUCUUCUCAUUUUUUCUUUCUUUCUUUGGCCUAUGUUAUACUGUAUUUCUUUAAGAAGAAUUCGAGGUUCAUAGAAAAAAAACCUAAUAUAAGGUUAACAUGUCAAAGAGUACAAAAUAAAGUAAAGGAAUUAAUGAUGCCAACAAAAA